Messenger RNA from Anoplophora glabripennis (Asian longhorned beetle), 708 nucleotides. RefSeq names its product bone morphogenetic protein receptor type-2. Lineage: Eukaryota; Metazoa; Arthropoda; Insecta; Coleoptera; Cerambycidae. Gene Ontology annotation, biological process: activin receptor signaling pathway; cellular response to growth factor stimulus; protein phosphorylation. Gene Ontology annotation, cellular component: activin receptor complex; plasma membrane. Gene Ontology annotation, molecular function: activin binding; ATP binding; activin receptor activity, type I. The record is from RefSeq and is a predicted model, not a curated record. The coding region runs from base 1 to 708 and encodes 235 amino acids. The transcript has 4 exons.
AUGCAUUUCCACCUUGGCUUGGGAAAACCCGCUAUAGCUCAUAGAGAUUUAAAAUCAAAAAAUAUACUUGUGAAAUCAAAUGGUACAUGUGCCAUUGGUGACUUAGGUUUGGCAGUUAGACAUGAUAUAAUAACUGAUACCGUCGAUAUUCCAUUAAAUAAUCGUGUUGGAACUAAAAGGUAUAUGGCCCCAGAGGUGCUAGAAGAAACAAUGAAUAUUGAUCAGUUUGACUCUUUCAAAAGGGCAGAUGUUUAUGCCCUAGGACUUAUAUUCUGGGAAAUAUCGAGAAGAUGUAAUGACAGAAAAGGAGGAAAGGAUGACAACAUCCUAUCAGCCGAACGCGCAGUUAGGUUAAGUAUACCGGAAAGAGACAACAGUAUACCCAACCACGUCGUACCUGAAAGAGAAACAAGAUUAACUGCGACCUGCGUCUCCACUCAUAGAACAGAAAGGAAAUGGGACACGACAUUCUAUCAGCAGAGCGCGCAGUUAGGUCGAAUGCACCGGACAGUGACAACAAUGCACCCUUCCUUGUCGUAUUUCGGCGGUUCGGUACGACCUGCGUUUCAACUCAUAGGACAGAAAAAGGGGGAGACAACAUCCUAUAAGCCGAACGCGCAGUUUAGGUCUGGUACACCGGACGGAGACAACAGUGCACCUUUCCUUGUCGUGGUACGGCGGAUAACUGAAAAGACAAGAUAUGAUUAG